This is a messenger RNA of Closterium sp. NIES-65, 1098 nucleotides long. Lineage: Eukaryota; Viridiplantae; Streptophyta; Zygnematophyceae; Desmidiales; Closteriaceae. The record is from the annotation of a GenBank genome assembly.
GUGGCCAUGGCGGACGUGCUGCGUGCGACGGCCGGGUGGGCGAAAGAGAGGCGCGUUGGCAGUGGCGGGUACGGCGACGUGUAUCGCGGCGUGAGCCCCUUGGAUGGCUGCACGCUCUGGGCUGUGAAGCGCGCUAGAGUGCUCACCAACGAAUUCCGACGCGAGAUCGACGAGAUGGCAUCGAAGCACCACCCUCACCUGGUGCGGCUGCUGGGCUAUUGCGUGGACUAUGACGCGGCGGCGGAUCACAUGGAGCAGAUCGCCAUCUACGAGUUCAUGCCCAACGGGGACCUGCACCACCGCUUGCAUGGCGAUGGUGACACAGGUAAUAUCACCCCCCUGACCCUGCAGCAGCGGCUGGACAUUCUGAUAGGAGUGGCGCGUGCGCUGGAGUAUCUGCACAGCUUUGGCAUCGUGCAUCGCGACAUCAAGCCCGCCAACAUCCUCCUUGACGCCAACAUGCAGGCGAGUGCAUGUGCUGAUGGGCAUGCAGGCGAGUGCAUGCACUUAUGGGUAUCACAUGAGAAGCCAACAUCUCAUGCAGAGCCACUCAUUCGACCUGUCCUGCACACCUCUUUCUUAUCUUGUUUGAACCUCCUUUCUGCUUUCUACCCUCUCUCUCUUUCGCUCUUGCUCCGUCACUCUCUCCCCUCCUGCCUUCGUCCGUCUGCUCACUCCCCCGUCCCUCUCCCCGCCACUGCUCUCCCCAGCUUUGGAGUGGUCAUGAUGGAGCUGCUCACCUGCAAGCGUGUCGUGAUGCCAUGUGAAGAUGGAUCACACAUCCACAUCAAGGACUGGGUAGAGCAGCAGGUGGAGGGAGGGGACAUUGCGUCUGUUGUCAACAGGGGUCACAAUGCACCGCAUGCCGCGGCCUCCAAGCUAGUAGAGAUAUCUCUCUCAUGUGUUGCAGGGCUUGUAUCAAAUCGACCCAGUAUGAGCCAUGUGCUAGUUCAGCUCGAAACUCUGCGCAGAGGGCUGAUGGGUGGAAAACAGGAGAGGGCAGCCAGGCUGUUAGAUGCAGAAGUUCAACAAGCUUCAAUGGAUUCUAGGGGACUUCACGAGGAGCUUGAGAUCAUCAACGGUAUGUCUCUUGAUUGA